Messenger RNA from Onychostruthus taczanowskii (white-rumped snowfinch), 5589 nucleotides. It is a transcript of the gene GARRE1, whose product is annotated as granule associated Rac and RHOG effector 1. The record is from RefSeq and is a predicted model, not a curated record. The coding region runs from base 2368 to 5532 and encodes 1054 amino acids. Gene Ontology annotation, molecular function: CCR4-NOT complex binding. NCBI's taxonomy places the organism in Eukaryota, Metazoa, Chordata, Aves, Passeriformes, Passeridae. The transcript has 14 exons. Gene Ontology annotation, biological process: Rac protein signal transduction.
UGGGAGUAGCUGAGGCUCUGUGAGCCUUUCAGGCAUCUUUGAGAGGCUGUGCAGCACGUCAGGCAUUUUCCCAGCUGUGAUACUGCAUUCCAUCGAUGGCAAAUUGGCUUCAGUCUGGUGAUAACAUACGGCAGCUUAUCCAACUCCAGUUGGAAGUGUGAUAUUCUAGGACUUGGCUUUGAAGAACCAUUUGCACUAAGGAAAUAAAUAUUCUUCCUUCUAAGGAAAGCCCUCAUAGGAGAGCAUGAUAGCACUGGCAGAUAGAAUUUUUACUGUAUUAGCUAAAAAGCAAACCAAAAACUUUAAAAAAAUUUACUGUAGAGUAACUGCCCAUGUUUUACUGUAGGGUCACAUUGACAAAAUAAUGCCUUAGGCAACAUCUUUACAAUGCAUCCCUAAGUUGUGACCAAUUCCUGCUUAUGUUUUUAGUAACAUUUUCUCCCUGAAAUAUCUGAUGAGUAUUUUCUGGUUUAGGCUAGCUAGAUUUUCAUUGUUCCUUCUUCGUGUUCUUUUGUUGCUGGCUUUCCUAACAGUUUUCUGCUUUUUCAAAUGGUUGGGGGUUUGGGGUCAAUGGGACUCUGUGGUUUAUCAAGUCAUAUUACAGUGGGGUACUUGUCAGGCAUUAACAUUUUCUGGUAAGCAUUUCUGUACAACAGCAUUGCAAAAGAUAGAUUCUUUGGGAAAUUCCAGCAGGAGAAUUCUUCCACCAGCCUGUCGGUCAUUCCUCAUGUUGAACUAUUCUAUUUUUGUUCUUCCCUGAUACUACCUAUGUGCUGGUUAGAAUGCUGUAAGGGAACAUGUCAGCUGGCUGUUUAAUAGCAGUGGUUUAGGUGUGACUCUUGUUUAGUUGUGCACUCAAAGCUGACAUUUAAAUGGUACUGUCCAAUUAUAGAAAAUUCCUUGGGCCCUGUGUCGUGUACUCUGCAGUCUGGGAACAGAAUAAAUCUCCUCAAGCUAAACAGCUUCUGAAUGUAAGAGAAAGAGAAAUAAUAAUAUUGAACUUAGUUUCUUUAAUGCUUUAUUUUAACACAUUUUGGGAACUCUAAAGCAGAGUUGUAGAGGAGAGGGUAGGAGAAGAGCAGGAACAAGGGACUUCCUUUUUUCCAUUUCUCCACAGGCAUCUCUAGUGUGAUUCAUUCAUGUGGGAGUUGUCUACCAAUGAAAUUUAUCUCCAAUCCGACAGUAACUGAGUGCUUUUAGUUUCCCAAGUAGAUUACCUGACUGUCAUAACUGGUAUGUUUGUGAGUUUCUGGAUGGUGUUGGGAAUUCCUCUGGAUUUACUGGGGUAAAAUUAGAUCCUUUGAAGCGUGUCCACAUGAUUUGUCUCAUACCAGGAUAUUCAGGGCAAUGAUACUGGGUAGUUUUUAAUGAAAGUUGAACUUCCUGCUCUUCUGUACAUAUGACAGAAGUUGGCUGUGUACCUGGGAAUGCUUUGAGUCCAAGCACAAGGACUUCCCUGGAGAAAGAUAAAGCACCUGAAUGUCUGCAGCUCACAUUCCAGGAAAUUCUGGAGAUCUUUCCUAAGAGUCUAAGGAAAUGACCUAGAGGCCUUACAAAUACAUUUGUGCAUUUUUGUUCUGAGUCUGCAAUUGAGGGCAAACGCAGUCUGGAAGCACCACUUCUUAAAGUUACAACGGAAACAACUACCUCAACAAACAGGGAAAGGGGAAGAAGGCUUGCAAUAACAAACACUCUAGUUUUUAAUAGCUUAUACUUGCAAAGUCUUCUGCAAACAGUCCAGAUUUUUUUUCCCCCCUCCAAUAUUAAGAAGAGACACUACAAGUAAACUGAGUUGGCAGACUGGAUCUGUCAAGACAUUUGGAGAUAUUUGAUCUGCUGACAUAAGGAUUUGCUUUUUCAAGGAAAGAGCCUCUGCACUGCUUUUAUAAUCGCUGUUGAUCGGUGGUUUGCUCCACUUUUCCUGAUACUACUAAUGGGAGAAUUGUAUUAAGGUAUUGCUUCUAAAACUAUUAUUUGCAUUGACAAAAUUAAUUUUCGUAGAUGCAACAGCAAGAGACGGUGUUGUGCUCGUGAAGAACUUGAAGGCGAUCACUUCUCUGCUCCACUUGCUUUUUUGCCUGCAGAGGGGAUACCACAAAGGGACAGAGCAUUAUUGAGAUACUUGGGCUUGCUUUUUGAGUACAGUUUAUAACUGCAGCAGGGCUGCACCCAACAUUGAAAACACAGAGUCAGCAAAUCUGCUGCCGUUCCCACUGCUGAUACAGAUUAUACAGACGCUCGCCUUUCUGAAAUGCCUUUUGUGAAACCUAUGUACACAGUCCUGCACCGGUACUGUACAUAGAUACCCGAGGAAGGAAUUUGACAAGUGAUUGCUAAUUCAAGAACUCUCUGGACAAGCACUCACUUAUGUAUUGCUGCAGUGCACAAGAAAGCAAAAUGGACUAUAAGCGGCGCUUCUUGCUUGGCGGGUCCAAGCAGAAGGUGCAGCAACACCAGCAGUAUCAAAUGCCCGAGCUGGGCAGGACCCUGAGCGCCCCGCUGGCCUCGGCCACCCCCAGCACCCCCCUGGUGUCCCCGGCUGCUGCCGGCGGCUGCUCCCACCCCGCCUCCCACACGACUCCGAUCGCAGACAUCCAGCAGGGAAUCUCCAAAUACCUGGAUGCACUCAACGUGUUUUGCCGUACGAGCACUUUCCUCACAGACCUUUUCAGCAGCGUGUUCAGGAACUCGCACUACUCUAAGGCAGCUAUGCAACUGAAAGACGUGCAGGAACAUGUCAUGGAAGCGGCGAGCCGACUCACAGCAGCAAUAAAACCAGAAAUAGCAAAAAUGCUGAUGGAACUGAGUGCAGGAGCUGCGAACUUCAAAGAUCAAAAAGAGUUCAGCCUACAAGACAUUGAGGUACUUGGGCGAUGUUUCUUGACAGUGAUGCAGGUCCACUUCCAAUUCCUGUCCCAGGCUUUGCAGAAAGUCCAGCCAGUGGCACACUCCUGCUUUGCUGAAGCUGUAGCUCAGGAGAGGAAGAACGUUAGUGGGACUGGAGCCUCGAAUAUAAACCCCACAAAUGAGCUGGAAGAUGCAAUAAGAUCCUGGAGAGGAGCAGCAGAGGCCACAUCUCGACUGCGAGAAAGAGGCUGUGAUGGAUGUUUGGCAGGAAUUGAAGUUCAGCAGCUUUUCUGCUCACAGACUGUGGCCAUCCCUGAACAUCAGCUCAAAGAGCUAAACAUGAAAAUUGACAGUGCUUUGCAGGCUUACAAAGGGGCUCUGGAGAGCUUGGGUCAUUGUGAAUAUGCAAUGAAGGCUGGCUUCCACUUGAACCCAAAAGCAAUUGAAGCAAGUCUUCAGGGCUGUUGCAGUGAAGCUGAAGCUCAGCAAACAGGAAGGAGGCAGACUCCACCUCAGCCCAUUCAGUGUGAGCUGCCCACUGUCCCUGUCCAGAUUGGAUCCCAUUUUCUGAAAGGAAUCUCCUUCAAUGAGUCUGCAGCAGAAAACCUGAAGCUGAAAACGCACACAAUGCUGCAGUUGAUCAAGGAAGCCGGAUGCCACAAUGGACUCACACCCCGGGACGACUCUCCCGUGACUGAAGUGCUGAACCAGGUCUGCCCUUCCACGUGGAGAGGAGCCUGCAAAACUGCUGUGCAGCUGCUGUUUGGCCAGGCUGGACUGGUGGUUGUGGACACGGCACAGAUUGAAAAUAAAGAAGCCUAUGCUCCUCAGAUAAGUUUAGAAGGAUCAAGAAUUGUGGUGCAAGUUCCAUCAACUUGGUGUCUGAAAGAAGAUCCAGCAACAAUGUCUUUGCUGCAGAGGAGUCUGGAUCCGGAGAAGACUUUGGGGCUGGUAGAUGUGCUCUAUACUGCUGUGUUUGAUAUACACAGGUGGAAGGAAGGAAGGGAGCAAGCUUUGCCUUGUAUUCAGAUCCAGUUACAGCGUGAAAUCUCAGAAUUUGGGAGCCAAGUUGACAUGCCAUCGGGGAAUGGAAGCAAAUCUUCAGGGGGUCUGCAAAAGACAUUCUCAAAACUGACUUCAAGGUUUACAAAAAAAACUUCCUGCACUAGUACAAGUAACACAGGAAGUUACUCAAUCCCCAAUACACCUUCCAAAAAUGUCUUCAUAAGUUCCAGCUCAGAGGAGAAAGCUAAAAUGCCCACUAACAUGGACGCACGGUUGCAGAACAUCCUGAACAUCGGUAACUUCCCUCGGAGCGCAGAUGCCCUGCAGCCAGUGCAGAGCACAACCAACCAGCUCGUCAAUGGCUUUCUAGUGGAAAGAAGGGACAGCUUCUUCAAACCAGAUGAUGGCAAGGAUGACAAAGGUAUGAAUUUACCAACUGACCAAGAAAUGCAGGAUGUUAUAGAUUUCUUGUCUGGUUUUAACAUGGGCAAAUCCCAGCAGACUUCUCCGAUGGUGAAAAGAAGGAACUCUGUUGCAUCCUCUACAGCAGCAGAACAAAAGUCAGGAGCAGUUCAACAGCAGCCGCAGUCUGUGUCUCACACCCCACUGCAUCCUCCUCAGCAAGGCUUGUCCCAGCAGCAGUCCCAAAAGCAGCAGCAGCAAAUGCAGUAUUACCAACACUUGCUUCAACCUAUUGGACCACAGCAACGUGUACCUGCCAAAUGGCUCAGUAAUUCUUCACAGCAGCAAGCUCCGGCUGUUGGAGCUGGAUUGUCUCAUAUAAAUCAGUGGAACAAUCCUGGUUUUUCAGAUUUAAGCUCUGAUUUGUACAGCUUGGGUCUUGUGAGCAGCUAUAUGGACAAUGUGAUGGCAGAGAUGUUAGGACAGAAACCACAAGGACCUAGAAACAACACAUGGCCAAAUCGUGACCAAACUGAUGGAGUGUUUGGGAUGUUGGGAGAAAUCCUGCCUUUUGACCCUGCAGUUGGCUCUGAUCCAGAGUUUGCUCGCUAUGUUGCUGGGGUGAACCAGGCUAUGCAACAGAAGAGGCAAGCACAGCACGUCCGUCGUCCAAGCACCACGCGUGGCAACUGGCCUCUUCCUGAUGAUCCUCAUAAAACCUGGCCCUUCCCUGAGUAUUUCACAGAGGGUGAUGUGACAAACAGCUGGUCUGGUACUCAAGGAGACUCUGCCAGCUCAAGUGAUGAGACCUCCUCAGCUAACGGAGACAGUUUGUUCUCCAUGUUCUCAGGGCCAGACCUUGUUGCUGCUGUAAAGCAGAGGAGAAAACACAGCAGUGGUGAACAGGAACCCAGCACGCUGCCAUCGCCUCCACUUCUCUCUGCAGCAGAUGACCGCAGUCAGGAUAACAAGACCAAAACCUGGCCUCCCAAGGCCCCGUGGCAGCACACAUCCUCUGUGCCGAGCACGCUGCCCAGCCAGAGCACGUCCCUGUACCCCAUGAGCAGCCCCGUGAGCCAGUGGAGCGACGCCAUGCAGAUGCUCCAGUCGCCCAUGUGGGCCAGCGACUGCGCCCCGGCAGCCGGCAUCUCCUCCGGCUUCGCCUACGCGCAGCAGCAGCAAUCCCAGCAGGCUUCCCAGCACAAACAGAUGAACAAGGGCUUUAAAUCGUUCCCAGUAAAGCACGAACGCAGACCGUCGUACCUGCACCAGUACUAACUGCUUGUCGUGCUGGGAAAUGCGGCACAGGGCCAAAUGAAAAUUACGUUACUUUGA